AAGCAGCACCAGCCAAAAAGAAACACUGUGGAAACGUAGAGAUUUCUAUGGAGUGUGGACAGUCUUUUAUGGACUCUUGUGUUUGUGCUGGUGCAUGCAGCAAGAUAGCUCUGAUUAUUAUUUUCUCACUCUUUCUUGUCUUUUUCCACGCUUUUUAAUAUCUUUGCUAAGUCAGGCUUCCACGUGCUUCUGGGGCUCUUCACCUCUUCCUCCCCCCCCCUAUUCACCAAUUCAAUGCCCCAUUCUCUUUUUUUUAUCACUCAAUUACACACUCUCUGACUCUCUGCUCCCCUUUUGUUUGUAUCUCUCUGACAAGCACAAACACCAGACACACAUUCAUGGUGGUAUGAGAAAGUAGCAGCAGCAGCAGCAGCAAGAAGAAGAAGGCAGCAGCAGCAGCAGCAAGAAGAAGAAGGUAUCUGAGAUUUGGGAUCAAAGAUGAUGGAAGGAAUCAUCAAAGGAGGAGGAGGAGGAGGAGGAAGGGUUGGUGUGGGUGAGGAGGACAUGGGAGAUGGGAUGCAAUGCAGCGACCAUCCCUACAGGAACAACCCAGGUGGGAUCUGUGCUUUCUGCCUUCAGGAGAAGCUUGGCAAGCUGGUUUCUUCAUCUUUUCCUCUCCCUAUUCGUGGCUCGUCGUCUUCUUCUUCCUCUCCUUCUUUUAGAUCUGACGCCAAUGGGGGUGCUGGUUCUUCUUCCUCUCUUUCACUCUCAAUCCGUCCCACAUCGACAAUAAAAGGCAUCAAUGAUGGCGGUGGCAAAGAUAGUCAUUAUCAUGAGUAUUAUGCGAGGCGGGCCCGGAUCCCUUUUCUUUUGGGUAAGAAGAAGAAGAAAGUUACUACUGUAGCGUCGUCGGAUCGUGCGGCUGAUAUUGUUUUCAAGCGAAGCAAGUCCACCACAACUCCCAGGAGAAACCGCUUCUUGGAUGCUGAUGAUGAUGAUGAAGAAGACAUUAGCCCGAGAAAAAGAGGUGGGUUCUGGUCGUUUCUCUACUUCUCUUCUUCCUCUUCCACUUCUUCAUCUUCUUCCAAGCCCAGCGCUCCCAAGGCUGUGGACAAGAGCUUCAGAGAAAACACCCAGAUCACAACUUUGACAGCAAAUGGUACAGUGGGGAAGCAGAAGGAGAAGUGUCUGGGGUCCUCUUUGGGAAAGAAAACUGAAAUUUCGGAAGAAGAUGAUAGUCCCAAUAGCCAAGGCGCCACCGCUUCGGCCUCGUCCUUGGAGCGGAAGGUUUCAAGAUCCAGAUCUGUUGGGUGUGGAAGCAGGAGCUUCUCCGGCGACUUCUUUGAGAGAAUCUCCACCGGUUUUGGUGACUGCACUCUACGAAGAGUGGAGUCCCAGCGCGAAGGCAAGCCGAAGGUCUCAUCCUCCGCCGUGCACCGUGGCGGCGGCGGAGACCACCACUGCAACAUGAAAGAGAGGGUAAAGUGCGGCGGAAUAUUUGGUGGGUUCAUGAUAACUUCCUCAUCCUCUUCAUCAUCCUCUUCCUCGUAUUGGGUGUCAUCUUCAACCGAGGAUAUGAACGGAAAGCCAGGUGCCCAUGGCCGGAAUAAGAGCUGGGGCUGGGCAUUUGCGAGUCCGAUGAGAGCUUUCAGCAAGCCUUCCUCAAAAGACGGAAAGAGGGAUAUCGUCAGACAGGCUUCCGACAAGAACAGAACCGCCGACUUGGCCGCCAUUCCUUCCUUAUUGGCCGUGAGAGGCUAGAGAAGAUUAAUGCACAGUACAUGUUUGUUACUUUGUCUAAUAUUUCACUCCAUUUCUAUCUGUGUUGGUGUCUAUGGAUAUUCCAUUAGUAAUGUAACACUUUUUCUUCCCACUUUUUUAUUUUUGGCUCCAUUUUCAUAUUAUUUUGGUUUCAAAUAGAUGCCUGGACUGCACCUCCGGUGGAUGGCUUGAUGAGAUUACGUAUUUGUUGGGGUUGUGAGUUAGAAAUCUGUAUUCUUUGUUUGUGCUUAUUUUGUAAUUUGCACUAUGAUUAUCAUGUUAUGGCAAAGAUGAAAUAUAUAUGUGUUUCUUUAAUCA
Molecule: messenger RNA, 2019 nt
Organism: Corylus avellana
Lineage: Eukaryota; Viridiplantae; Streptophyta; Magnoliopsida; Fagales; Betulaceae
Product: vitellogenin-like protein
Source: RefSeq, a predicted model, not a curated record